AUGGUCCACAACUGCGUUGCUCUGUAAGACGCUAGCGCAUUCCGCGUUUUGGUCCUCUCUAAACUCGAACCAACCCUUGAAGGCUAUGAGGGAGGAUUUCAAGGAGUGCACCCGCUCAGACACAGCGGGUUGUCAGCACUGUGCCGAAAUGAGCCCUCCCAGCCUUUCACAGCAGUCCACAACAAUCUUCACCUCAAUCGCAGAAAGUACCUACCCAUUGCCUCAUGUAACAUUCAGCUAGCUACCCACCGCCUCUCUCGCAAAUCAACCCUUCUCGAAAAUCGACCAAUCUCCUCCACCACGCCGUCGUCGCCAUGGGCUCCAAUGACAUCCCUCCGCCUCAUGUUCCCUCCUCCUACCACGCCGUCAGCACGGCUCUCCUCUUCCUUGGAGCUCUCGGAUACACGUCUGCCUACCUCCUCAUGACGCUGCAAUCCCUGCGCGACCGCACAUACGCCAUGCCUCUCUUCAGCCUUGCCCUGAACCUGUCAUGGGAGAUCGUCUUCGCAUGCUACGUGGCCGAGAGUCUUCCCGAGAAAUCGGCAUUCACAGUCUGGAUGAUACUAGAUGUAGGCUUGGUCUAUGCCGUCGUGAAGCACGGCGCAAGAGAGUGGGAAGCCUCGCCGCUCGUUGCCAGAAACAUAGGCAAGAUACUAGGAAUCUGCGUCCUUUGGUGCUGUACCAUGCUCUGGGCGUUCUCGAAAUGGUGGAUCCAGUCGUAUGCCCCCGCGCAUCUCGUCCAGGGGAAAAUAUACCUCGGCGUCAAUGGCAUAGAUACUACGGAGCUGGGCUGGUGGACGGCGCUCGCCGCCCAGGUGGUCUUGUCCGUCAUGUCGCUUGCGCAGAUUGUGGUCCGGGGGAGCUCUAGGGGCGCGUCGUGGGCCAUCUGGAUUACCAGGUUCUUGGGAAGUGUAUUAGGGUAUCUGGUUUAUUAUGGGUAUUGCUGGUGGGUGUGGCCCGAGGCGCAUGCGUACUUUGUGCAUCCAGUGGCCGUGGUGGGGAGUGUGACGUGGGCGCUUGCUGAUAUUGGGUUUGCCGUAGUGAUGCUGGUUGUGAAGGCACAGGAGGAUGCUGGUGGUGAUGAACGAGAGGGAGGGAAGAGACAGGGGAGGAAGAGGAGAUGAUGCGGAGACGGGAAAUGCACCUUCGAGGUUCGUUAGAUGUAGUACUUGAGCGUCUACGUUGGUUCAUCACUCCUGAAAUCACAACGGCAUAAUUGAGCAUAGCCUUCUGCAUAUCUGGAUGUAAAGUCAGGAAGAGUCGUCUUAUAAUCAUGUCGAAAGUCGAAAGUCGUCUACUGCGACUUUGCGUCCCGACUACGCUCUAUGACUCUGAGACCGUAUAUAUCCUCACCGACGAAUCAUCGCUUGCAACAGCGAGCUCACAAGUUCCGCUCUCGUUCUUUUCCUG
Messenger RNA from Westerdykella ornata, 1410 nucleotides. RefSeq lists its product as uncharacterized. The record is from RefSeq and is a predicted model, not a curated record. The coding region runs from base 315 to 1124 and encodes 269 amino acids. The transcript has a single exon. Gene Ontology annotation, molecular function: lyase activity. Lineage: Eukaryota; Fungi; Ascomycota; Dothideomycetes; Pleosporales; Sporormiaceae.